This is a messenger RNA of Trichomycterus rosablanca, 5875 nucleotides long. It is a transcript of the gene shroom3, whose product is annotated as shroom family member 3. Gene Ontology annotation, molecular function: actin filament binding. The transcript is spliced from 11 exons. Gene Ontology annotation, cellular component: cortical actin cytoskeleton; apical plasma membrane; apical junction complex. The record is from RefSeq and is a predicted model, not a curated record. Lineage: Eukaryota; Metazoa; Chordata; Actinopteri; Siluriformes; Trichomycteridae. Bases 140 to 5242 code for a protein of 1700 amino acids. Gene Ontology annotation, biological process: actin filament organization.
GAUUAGAAGAAAUGACUGAAUCCACUGACGCUAACGCUUCUGUUUACACAUUUACCGCUAUUAAAAAGAGCUUAAGAAGGCCUUCUGUGGAAUUUGGUGGAACGAGCUUUUUGGGAAUAUUCGACUUCUCCGACUGACUAUGGCCGAAAGCUUUCUUUUGGUGGAAGCUUUUUUAUGCGGCGGAGCGCCGUGGGGCUUCACGCUGCAAGGUGGUCUUGAACACGGUGAACCCUUAAUCAUCUCGAAGGUAGAGGAUGGUGGGAAAGCUGACUCUCUGCAGUGCCCCCUGCUGGCAGGGGAUGAGGUGAUUAUCAUUAACGGCAUUGAGCUGAGUGGGUUCAGACAAGAAGCCAUUUCUCUGGUCAAAGGAUCUUACAAAACACUCCAGCUCACCAUACGCAGAAAUUGUUGUACAGGUCUGCGCUUUAGUGAAUCCGUCACGUCGUCUUGUCAGCGAGCCCACGACGACCAAUGCAGCGGAGGUGUUCAGAUACGCAUCAGAAACAGGCACAGUGAGCCUGGGUCCCGUCCCCAUUCCUGGCAUUCUACAAAACUUGGCGAGGACUCUUUGGGCUCCAACAGCAUGAUGCAAAUAUCGCAGGGUGCCGUUGGAGCUCGCUGGCACCAGAACUACCAUGCCAGUGCUUCCACUACAGACCUGUCGGGCUACGACGGAGGCUUCCUGAGAACAAGUCCGGACCAGUACAGUUCACGGGGCAGCAUGGAGAGCAUCGAUCAUCCGCAUCCGGGUUACAGUUCCUGCAACCAGCUUUCAGUCUCCAAAUCUUCUAACAGCAUCGACCACUUGCACAGCAAGCGUGAUUCCGCGUACAGUUCUUUCUCCACCAGCUCGAGUAUCCCAGAAUACCUCACAGCUGCACCAUCAUUUAGCAAGGAGCGCUCAUACUCUAUGGACAGUGUUCCUCAACACAGAACGGCGGAGGGCAUGCAUCAGGCAGAUAUCCGCUACGUUCAGACCGUCUACGACUCCCAACAGGGUGUAUCCAAAGAGCAGGAAGUGCCUUCUGCAGUGCCGCUAAUGAGCGGUGAGAACAAAGCACCGUUUAAAAGUGGGAGCAUACCCGGCAGGGUCGGUCACCACUCCAUUAACAGUAAUAGCACCGGUACCGGUUCUGGCCCAGUCACAAUUCACCGGCACAGUGUGGGACCAGUGUGGGGACAACCACAUAACCACAACUCGUAUGAAAAUCUUAAAGGAGCACCAUCACCUCCUGUCCGGAGCGACAGCUUUGCCGCAAUCCGGAACCACGAACGACCCAAUUCAUGGUCAAGCCUUGAACAGGCUCGGUCUUUCCGGGCCCUGCACAAGGGUUCCUGGCAUAACUCUAGUGGCUCGGUGGCAUCAGGAAAGUCAUCUUUUGCAAUCGAGGGUCAGCUUCACACCGUUAUUGAGAAAAGUCCUGAGAGUAGCCCGACAAUUAAACCGAAACAAAGCCUACCAGCAUCGUCACAGCCUGGAAGUGUCAUGCUGCCCACUGGCAUCUACGCCGUUCCACUCCCGGAAGCUCAUUUUGCACAGAUGCCUACGACUAACCCCUCCAGUAGUGUGUAUCCGGCACUUGCCAAGGAGAGCGAAAGCAUUCCCCAAAGGGAUCACUGUGUGGGAUUAGAUUCUGGCGUAAGACAGACGGUGGAAAAUGGAUACCAAAGUACCGCAGCCUACUCAGCCCAGCCUCAUAUAGCUUCACCGGUGCAAGAUGACCACCAAGCCAAAUCAUAUUUAUACAGAUCUCAUUUUCAGACAGAUGGGUGCAAUCAUCCAGGUCAAUCCAUAGGGCAGGAGAGGAAGGACCCAUACACCCCUGUUCAUCCUAGGCGAGAGAAGCCCAAAUACACACAUAUCACGGAUCAAAUGGAAACUUCUAGACAACCGAGGGAGAAAGAAUCCACCAGGUAUAAUGACCAGAUUGCACAAUAUCAAGGAAGCACCCAAAGUAUCAACCCAUCAUCAAGAUGCCACAGUGACUCCAGCACCUAUCAACUGAAGGACCAAGAUCUGGAUCAUCCCCUGACCCGACUUGAAAAUGCACUAGCAAAGGUUCAGAGAUGCACUGACCCACCGAGCACUGCAAGCCACCAGAGAGAACAUACCAUGUCAGUAAUGGAGAAAGUCAGUCACUUUGAGAGGAAUCAGUCCAAACCGAGUAGUUACGGUUACAGUUCUAGUCAAACUACUCGCACUACAGGCAAAACAUCAUCCCACGGGAGGAGUUGGAGUCACAGCUAUGAUGAACACACAGAAGCGCCACAGGACGUGCAUCUAAGCUACCAACCUCAGCACAGGAAAUCGAACGACCUGCACAGAAGCAAGAGCUUUUUUCAGCUAAGUGAGGAAAAUGGUAGAGACAUUCACCGAAGCAAGAGCACUAUACAACUUGGUGAGGAAAACAGCAAUGACGUCCAAGUAAAAGAAGACCUUAAGGACAUCUUUGGCAUAAGAGAUACCACGUUUAACCAAGCAUACAGAAAUAGCAUCAAAGAUGCCCAGUCCAAAGUUCUAAGAUCCACUUCAUUUCGAAGGCGCGACUUGAGCAGUAACCCUCCCGCUGUGCCUGAGAAACACAUGAUUCUUGAAAGGAAGGGACCCAAGACAGGCCCUAAACCCACGUCUCCACACACUCCUAAAGAGCGACACGUUGUCCCGGUUGAAGUUUCAGCUGGGAGCAUUUCCCCAGAGCUUCCUAAAGCUCCUUCAGUUGUGCGGAUAUGUGGGCGUAAGCGAUUUACCAUGGAACAAAAGAAACGAUCGUACUCCGAACCUGAGAACAUGCAUGAAGUUGGAGUCUCUGAUCAAGAGUCCGGGUUAUUUCAGGGUAAGGCGUCACAGCAGUUUCCUGAGACGAGUGUUGCAGAUCGGCGCAGAAUGUUUGAGCUGGUCGCUAGUCGGAAUGCAGGUCCUAAACUUUCCACCUCGCGGCCUGAAUUAAAGCAGAUGCAGCAGGACGCUCUGGCCGAUUAUGUCGAGCGCAAGACGGGCCGACGGAUGGACGGACGCCAACAUCGUCCCCGCAGUGCCUACAUGCACGCAACUACCUCUUCUAAGGACUCUCAGAGCCUUACCUCCACCCUCAGCCUGUGCUCCCUUCAAGAGCCUGUCCGAGAAGACGUCUCUGGAGUUAACCUUACAUCCUCCGUUCUUACAGCCAACUCACAGCGACCCUGGCACCCCAGCAGGGGCACCCACACUCGGACACAAUCCGAAAAAUACCACUCUUCCUACAGACAACAGGAUCAAACUGCGAAACCACAGAAACCCAAAAGAAUGUCCGAAAGACACGUCCCAGAGCGUGUUCCAGAUUCAGCCUCGGAUCAGUCUUCAGCUUCGAGCAGCUCCGUCUUUGGUCAGCGCAUGGAUGGAGAUUUUAAAAGAGCUGGUCCAGCCAGGAACUCGGGGAAGUCGGCUUCUGCAGAGGAUCUUUUAGAUCACACCGAAGAGCGUCCUGUUUCUCAGCACUUCAGAUCCAGGUCCUCUCCAGUUGUGGAUAAUAAAAAUCAGGACUUCCUAGCUGGAGACCUCAAAUCAUCUAGGACUGUCUUUACAGAAAACAGAGCAUUAGGGAGUGUAGCAGCUGCACAAAGAUCAUCAGGUCAAGUCUGUGUGGAGCAAAACCUCAGCCCAAAUCAGUCCAACCCACCUGUGAUACGGAGGGACAGGCAGCGCCACUCGGACCGUCCUCGAGCCCACAGCGCCUCGGGACUGGCAGCUUCUGUCGGAUUGCCGUGCCCUUUGUCCCCUCAGCAGUGGCCUGGUGCCAGCGAAACUCAAUGCCAACCCAACUUAGAUACCAUCACGUUCCCAGGCACCGUCCAGGCAUCUGAAUCAGAUCAGCAACAUUCAGACAAUGCUAACGGUCCCAAAGAUGCUGUGCAAGACUUUAAUCCCUCACCUUUACCUAUAGAGGUCACAGGGUCGCACGCCACCAGAAGUACCUCCUCUCCAACUAAAGCUCUUCCUUCUCUACGGGUCUCGGAAUCCAGCGUCCACUUUCCCCUGUCCCCAGGUGCUUCACUGGAGGAUGAUGAGGUGUUUCUAGUUCUGCCAUCUUCACCAUCAAUCCCAUCAAUCACAGAAGCAAACUUCACGAAGGAUCCCCCUGUUCCUGAUUCACCAGUCCAACUUCAAGCAAAGGAAGAGUCACAAAGGCUGAACAGGGUUUAUGAGGCAUCUGCGAAAACUACACACAAAGCCGAACAGUUGAUCCACCUAUCCCUACCUGAGAACUCCGACCCUGAUUCAACCCAUGACACAGAGGGUGUGUUCUCUGGAGUUGAGUGGGAGGAAGCUUCAAAAAGCCUGGACCUCGGGUCAUCGCUGCUAGCAAGAAGAGAGCGCACAGAGGCAGAAAUACGGGUGGAGCUUCUGGCACAGGAUCUGGUGAGCCGAGAUGAAGCUCUAGUGCCUCUUCUGGAGGUCUGGAGCAGCACGGGCACACUAGACCUGAUGGAGGACAUCUUCCCCUCCCAUGCUUCACCUCCGUGGGACCAAAGGAAAAGCACCAGCCAUAUAAGUAACAGUGAUCAUGUGGUGGAAGGUGCUGUAAAACCUGUUCAUGGAAGGAUUGAGACUGAUCUGGAUAAGGAAGAGCGUGAUAUAAACCAGAAGAAGGCGGAGCUGGUGCAGGUUUUGGCUACAUGUGUGGAGGCGCUGCGGUUGGAGAAGGCGAGUCUGGCAGAGGAGCAACAGCGGUACAGCGCUUUCGGCUGCAGGAUGGACGAGUUGGUGGAGCAGCACUGUAAACCCAACGAGAACGAGAAGUACCGCAUGUUCAUCGGUGACAUGGAAAAGAUUGUCAACUUGCUGUUGUCUCUAAGCGGGCGGCUCGCCCGGGUGGAGAACGCCCUUCACACCCUAGGGGAGAAGCCGGAAGGGGGCAGUGCAGAGGAGAGGGCAUCCUUACAACAAAAACGCCGGCAGCUGCGCAGUCAGCAAGAGGAUGCGCGAGAGCUAAAGGAGAAUCUGGACCGGCGUGAGCAGAUCGUCCUGCACUUCUUAGGUAGCUAUCUAAGCCCCGCGCAGUUGCAGAACUACCACCGGUACAUUCGCGCCAAACCGACCCUGCUCAUCCGCCAGCGCCACCUCGACGAGCUCAUCCGCCAUGGGGAGGAGCAACAGCACAGACUUUCUGAGAACCUUUACAUGCCUUCAGCCUCUAGCCUUCCUCCUUCCACUAACAGCAGUGGAUCCAACUCACCAAGACCUACCACCGUGACCUCACUCUGACUCCGCCUGUUAGCACAAAAUCCUGCUGCGUAGAAGAACUUAGCGAUAAGAGGUAGAGGGGUAAGAGAAUCUAAUGAUGUUAAAGGCAAAGGAAACAAUAAUAAAAUGGAAUAAAAACUCUACACACAACAGGAAGUGCCUUAACAGAAGGAUUUCGUAUCAAUAUGAAGGAAAAUGUUGCUUUAGUAAACUGAAUCUGUCGUUCAAUCUGUAAGCACCACAUGUUCUGUCCUGUAUUCACAGGAACACACAGUGUGUUCUGGUUGGAUCAGAUUACCUAAGCCUAGUUUAUGCUUGGUCAGAAGUACUACAGAGAGCCACCUGAAUUCCUAAAGCAUUAAAGUUUAUCAGAACUGUAGAUGUCUAAACAAACAAGGUAGGAAACAUGUAUGUUGUGUCGACUGUUGAAAACAAACACCGGUAUUCUUGAACAUAUGAGUCCAGGUUAGAGAUAGAAUUACACCAUCAGAGUGUUUAAACUCAAAAACUUCAGUCAGCUAAAUGUAAGUGAAUAAGUGAGUUACAAGCCAGGUUUAAGAGCUACCUUGCAUCAAAACAGUCCCUAAAUACAGACUUUACUAGAAACCACUCCAAAGGAAAUGACAAUACAGUGGUACCUUAAAACUCACUGAA